AUGAACCCUCCUUCAGAGCCGCGAGUCCCUCUGGGCCCAGGCCAGGGACCCAGCUGUGUGGCCACCCCAGCCUCACCCAGCAGGUGGGACAGCUCCCGGAGCAGCGCCUCCAGCCUGGGCCAACCUCUGCCUGUCAGUCCCACGGCAGCCAGGGCUCAGGCUGAUGCCUGGGUCCCCUUCCCCACAGUCGAUGUUCCAGACCACGCCCACUACACUAUGGGCACAGUGAUCCUGCUAGUGGGGCUCACGGGGAUGCUGGGCAAUCUGACGGUCAUCUAUACCUUCUGCAGGAGCAGAGGCCUCAGGACACCUGCCAACAUGUUCAUUAUCAACCUCGCGAUCAGCGACUUCCUCAUGUCCUUCACCCAGGCUCCUGUCUUCUUCGCCAGCAGCCUCUAUAAGCAGUGGCUCUUUGGGAAGGCAGGCUGCGAAUUCUAUGCCUUCUGUGGGGCUCUCUUCGGCAUCACCUCCAUGAUUACCCUGACGGCCAUCGCCCUGGACCGCUACCUGGUGAUCACACGCCCACUGGCCACCGUUGGGGUGGUGUCCAAGAGGUGGGCAGCGCUUGUCCUGCUGGGCGUCUGGCUCUACGCCCUGGCCUGGAGUUUGCCACCCUUCUUUGGCUGGAGUGCCUAUGUGCCAGAGGGGCUGCUGACCUCCUGCUCCUGGGACUACAUGAGCUUCACGCCGUCGGUCCGCGCCUACACCAUGCUGCUCAUCUGCUUCGUGUUCUUCCUCCCUCUGCUUGUCAUCGUCUACUGCUACGUCUUCAUCUUCAGGGCCAUCCGGGAGACAGGCCAGGCUCUCCAGACUUUCCAGGCCUGCGAGGGCGGUGGUGAGUGCCCGCGGCAGCGGCAGCGGCUGCAGAGCGAGUGGAAGAUGGCCAAGAUCGUGCUGCUGGUCAUCCUUCUCUUCGUGCUCUCCUGGGCCCCCUACUCUGUGGUGGCCCUGGUGGCCUUUGCUGGGUAUGCGCAUGUGCUGACACCCUACAUGAACUCGGUGCCAGCUGUCAUCGCCAAGGCCUCUGCCAUCCACAACCCCAUCAUUUAUGCCAUCAUCCACCCCAAGUAUAGAAUGGCCAUCGCCCAGCACCUGCCCUGCCUGGGGGUGCUGCUGGGCGUGUCAGACCAGCGCACUCGCCCGUACACCAGCUACCGCUCCACCCACCGCUCCACACUGAGCAGCCAGGGCUCGGACCUCAGCUGGAUCUCUGGACGGAGGCGCCAAGCGUCCCUAGGCUCUGAGAGCGAAGUGGGCUGGAUGGACACGGAGGCAGCAGCUGUGUGGGAGGCUGCCCAGCAAAUGAGUGGAUGGCCCCCCUGCGGUCAAGGCCUGGAGGACAUGGAAGCCAAGGCUCCUCCCAGGUCCCAGGGAUGGGAAGCAGAGGCUCCCCAGAAGACCAAGGGGCUGCUCCCCAGCUUGGACCCCAGGACGUAG
Diceros bicornis minor is the source of this 1437-nucleotide messenger RNA. It is a transcript of the gene OPN4, whose product is annotated as opsin 4. The transcript is spliced from 10 exons. Bases 1 to 1437 code for a protein of 478 amino acids. NCBI's taxonomy places the organism in Eukaryota, Metazoa, Chordata, Mammalia, Perissodactyla, Rhinocerotidae. The record is from RefSeq and is a predicted model, not a curated record. Gene Ontology annotation, biological process: G protein-coupled receptor signaling pathway; visual perception. Gene Ontology annotation, molecular function: G protein-coupled receptor activity. Gene Ontology annotation, cellular component: membrane.